UUCAGAGGAAGCAGCUGACCGUUUCUUACUUCUCACUAACUCUCUCAGUGCAGAAAUGGUCCACAAAAUAAUUAAACUGGCUGUAACGGAUGUGAGAUUUCCAACAUCUCUGGAGCAGCAUGGCUCAGAUGCAAUGCACAGAGAUCCGGACUACUCAGCCGCUUAUGUGGUGAUCAGCACCGAUGUCGGGCUGAGGGGCUACGGCCUGACGUUUACUGUGGGAAGAGGCACAGAAAUAGUGGUGUGUGCUGUGGAGGCCCUGGCAGGACUCGUGGUGGGGAAAUCCUUAGAGGAGAUCAUAAGUGACUUUCGUGGGUUUUACCGCCUCCUGACCAGCGAUGGGCAGAUGAGAUGGAUUGGCCCAGAGAAAGGAGUGAUCCACCUGGCCACCGCUGCCGUCCUGAAUGCAGUGUGGGACCUGUGGGCGAGGGCGGAGGGCAAGCCGCUGUGGAAGCUGCUCGUCGACAUGGAUCCCAAGCAGAUUGUCUCCUGCAUUGACUUCAGAUACAUCACUGAUGCUCUCACAGAGCAGGAGGCUCUAGACAUACUCAUGAAAGCACAGGAGGGCAAGCAGCAGAGAGAGGAUCAGAUGCUGAAAGAAGGCUAUCCCGCCUACACCACCUCCUGUGCUUGGAUGGGAUACUCAGACCAGCAGCUCAAACAGCUGUGCACAGAUGCGCUUAACAAUGGCUGGACCAAGUUUAAGAUGAAGGUUGGGGCCGACCUGGAGGAUGACAUACGCCGGUGCCGCCUCAUCAGGCAGAUGAUUGGACCUGAUAACACUCUGAUGAUCGAUGCCAACCAGAGGUGGGAUGUAGGCGAAGCUAUAGCUUGGGUGUCCAGGCUGGCUGAGUUCAGACCUCUAUGGAUUGAGGAGCCCACCUCUCCAGAUGACAUCCUGGGUCACGCUGCCAUCUCCAAGGCCUUGGCUCCACUUGGGAUCAGAGUAGCUACAGGAGAGCAGUGUCACAACAGGGUGAUGUUUAAGCAGUUCCUCCAGGCCUCAGCCCUGCAGUUUGUUCAGAUCGACAGCUGUCGACUGGGCAGUGUGAACGAGAACCUCGCCGUGCUGCUGAUGGCCCACAAGUUUCAGGUGCCUGUUUGUCCCCAUGCUGGAGGUGUUGGUCUUUGUGAGCUUGUGCAGCACCUGAUUCUGUUUGACUACAUCUGUGUGUCUGCUGACCUCAACAACCGUAUGUGUGAAUAUGUCGACCACCUCCAUGAGCACUUCACCAGUCCCGCUGUGAUCCGUAAUGCCUGCUACAUGCCCCCCAAGGAUCCAGGCUAUUCAAGUGAGAUGCUGGAGUCGUCUGUACAUACACACCAGUACCCCGAAGGAGAUGUUUGGAAGACGCUCUUGAACAAAUGAGGACGCUGUCAAAAACAUCUAGCCUAUUCGUCAAGGAAUCACUGGACUGGGUAAAGAAAUGGUAUUCCACAAUGAACUGCACUAAACAAUGAAUGUUAAAUAGUGGCACUUUUAAUGUCAGACAGUGAAUGAACAAAUGGUUUGUUGUUAGUGUGUUCCUCCUGAGAGGAAAUCAUCUGUACAAAAAAAGAAAAAGAAAGGAAAAAAAAACAAAUACAGACUUCUUAUUUACAGAUUUUGACAUUGAUGACACAAAGAAACAAGGACAUAAUAAACAGAUUUUCUGGCUAAAAAUUU
Molecule: messenger RNA, 1666 nt
Organism: Myripristis murdjan (pinecone soldierfish)
Lineage: Eukaryota; Metazoa; Chordata; Actinopteri; Holocentriformes; Holocentridae
Gene: enosf1
Product: enolase superfamily member 1
Exons: 15
Coding region: 56-1369 (437 amino acids)
Biological process (GO): amino acid catabolic process; carbohydrate catabolic process
Molecular function (GO): magnesium ion binding; L-fuconate dehydratase activity
Source: RefSeq, a predicted model, not a curated record